AUGGCUUAUGCCUAUCAGUUGAACUGCCAGACUCAUCAAGGUGCAGGAAUGGGACCUUUAGAGGGUAACAACAACAACAUACCCAGUGAAUCUCAUAACAUGAGGUCUGAGGAGGAUAGAAUGUAUGCAAAUCUUAUCCCUACCUUAGGUGAGAUUGUUUCUGGAAGGCCUCGACUCAAGAAAAAGCAAAGUCUCGUUUCCCGCAUCUUGUCUUCCACAGAGGCUACUCCAACCUUGUCUUGGUUUUGUCUUUUUUUGUUUUUCCUCUUUAUUAAUGGGAGACUUGCUCUUUAUCUUUUAACUGUUUCCUAUAUAUUCUCUUCUCUUCCAAAUCUUUCACUUUGCUUCAAUCAAUCAAUAACAAUGGUUUCUCCAAGAUUCUUGGUUGCUCUUUUCUUCUCCCUAUGUCUUCUCUCUCCUUUCACUUCAGCUAAAUCUACCAAUUUUGAGUAUUGCAAUAAAAGGGCCAAUUAUGAUGUGAAGGUCAGUGGAAUAGAUAUAACACCCUAUCCUGUUAGCGGAGGUAAAAAGACGACAUUCAGUAUUAGUGCAAACACAGGUAAGAAUCUCACUGGAGGAAAGCUGGUGAUUGAUGUCAACUAUUGGUUCUUUCAUGUCCACCACGAGGCCAUCGACCUUUGUAAAGAGACAUCUUGCCCAGCUUCUGGUGAUUUCGUGAUUUCCCACUCACAAGAGUUGCCUGGAUUUACUCCACCUGGAUCAUACACACUUACAAUGAAGAUGGUGGAUGAAAAGAAUAAGCAACUGUCAUGCAUAAGUUUUGGCUUCAGCAUUGGGUUCAUAGCUGAAUCCCAGGCACUAGCAGCAUCUAGCUAGGUGGUCCAAGGACUUAGUGACAAAUAAUGGUUUAUCAAUUAUGUAAUUAAAGUGUCUUAAAGGAGUUUCUGUUUCUGCUUAAUGUAUAAUACUUGUAUUAUGUGGUCUAUGGCAUUUUCGUGUACUUCUUUAUACUGUAAUACCAGUGCCACUGGUUUUCUCAGAGAUUCAAGAAAAAUAUGUUUCUUUGUUCUUA
This is a messenger RNA of Lycium barbarum (goji berry), 1033 nucleotides long. RefSeq lists its product as uncharacterized. Gene Ontology annotation, molecular function: sterol binding. The coding region runs from base 1 to 837 and encodes 278 amino acids. The record is from RefSeq and is a predicted model, not a curated record. The transcript is spliced from 6 exons. Lineage: Eukaryota; Viridiplantae; Streptophyta; Magnoliopsida; Solanales; Solanaceae. Gene Ontology annotation, biological process: intracellular sterol transport.